This is a messenger RNA of Tarenaya hassleriana, 2355 nucleotides long. RefSeq lists its product as uncharacterized. The coding region runs from base 265 to 2181 and encodes 638 amino acids. The transcript is spliced from 9 exons. Lineage: Eukaryota; Viridiplantae; Streptophyta; Magnoliopsida; Brassicales; Cleomaceae. The record is from RefSeq and is a predicted model, not a curated record.
CACAACACCCACUUUAUUCCUCUUCUUCAAUUUUCAUUCUCUUUCCCAGAAAAUCUUCUUCAAAUCUUCUUAAAUCCUUCAGAAAUCUCGAUUCUCUUUUCUGUUUUCGUCAUUCACAAAGCUCGCUUUUGCAAGUUGUUACACCGCCCCAUAUCUCAGAGGCGCGCUACUCACGCCUUGUACAGAGCGCGCAGAAGGCGCCCCUAGGGCCGCUCCCUGUAUUUCGCCUUGCCUCCAAGUCUGGAGGCGAUUUUCUCAUCGCAUAUGCGCCUCAGCGCCUCAGACAAUGGGAUGUUCAGCGACAAUUCUGCUCAGACGAUGGGCACAUCGUUUUCUUUGACGAAGCAAAGCGGGAAUCCAGUAAAGUACAAGCUUGUUCGGGUUGCAGGAGACGGGAGACUAGUGCCCGCUACUGAUGAAGAAAUCAUAGAGGUUGAAGACUUGCUUGAGAACGAUGAGACUGAUAUGCAUAUUGUAACUCAUACUGGUCAGACUGUAGAGGAUAUUUCUGAUGAUCGAUUGCCUUCUAGGUUGCCACUGUUAGAAAGUUCAGAAGCUACGAAUCUAGGUUUGUCACAGUCUGACAAUACAGAGGCAUCUCCAGACAAAUUAGCUUCGCAACUUGAGUAUACUGUGGAGAUGUUGCAAAGGGUGGAAGAAGAGGUGAGGCUCUGCAUGGCACAUGAACCUCAGAUGCUUUCUGCUUGUUCGGAUGCCAACAUUCAGUGUUCUAAUGAAAGCAACAAGUUGUUUAGUAGUGAUGUUAAAGUUCAAUCUGAAACUCUGCUACAGGAUUUAACUCAGGAUCAGAACGGAUGUGGUUCUAAUCAACAGAUGAAGGCUGAACCAUGCUUGAAUGUGGUGGGUAGUCCGCAAGAAGCAGUAUUUUCCACCUCUGCCCAAAAACCUGAUUUUUCAACAGUAAGAGGUGACAUAUGUUUGGACAAUUUAUCAAUCAAAGCACUGCACGAAACAUUUAGAGCAACAUUUGGCCGUGAAACUACUGUGAAGGACAAACUCUGGCUCAAAAGGAGGAUAGCGAUGGGCCUGCUUAAUUCCUGUUAUGUAUCAACAACAUGCUUGACAAUCAAAGAUAACAAACUGAUUGGAGGUCAAAAGGAGAACUUUAACUGUUUGAAUGAUGAUUUUAGCAAGGACGUGGUAGAUGAAAUAAGAGUUGAUGAUAGCAACAAAGAAGCAGCAAGUGGCCCCUCUGAUCAAAUAGAUGGAUUUGCAAGUGCUUCAGGUGAUAGUUCCAUGGAUAACUUUGGAAAUCAUGAAUGUGGAGGUGAAGAUUUUGCCAGUGAACAUAGAGCUGAAAAAAGACAACGGAAACCUACUCGGAGAUACAUUGAAGAGCUUUCAGAUACUGAUGAUAGACAACGAAGUGGCAAGUCGAUGAACCCGUCAAAGAAUCAGAGGCUAUCCCCUAAAUCUCAGAUCAAAACUAUUAGGGCAGUGUCUUCAGGAGGACGUCUUGUUAUAACCCGGGUGGUCUACCUCGCUGGGUCUAGAAUGCAAGUUCCGUUUGUUUUUCAGACCCGGAGAGGUCGUCCAAGAGAAAACAUAAUGGCUCUUGUGGAUAUCCAACCCGGUUGGUUGGAGGAAAAAGCUACUCCUGCGGGGAACAGCCAGAGACUGAGCCCAUCUCAGUUGAAUGGUGACAAUGUCAAUGGAGGUUUGAUCAUCAAGUCUGCUUUUGAACAUGGCCAGAAAGAAAGCAAGAAUGAACACUCGAACUCUGUUCCCACUGUCCUGGACCGAGAUAUGGAGCCAGAACAAGUGGAGUUGUCUGGGAAUAGCUCGGAUGAGAAUCAUGUUGGUAUGCCAACAUUCAACAGUGCAUUGAGAAGGAAGCAUCAUCGAGCUUGGUCUUUAUCCGAGGUUAUAAAACUUGUCGAGGGUGUUGCCAAGUACGGAGCAGGGAAGUGGUCCGAGAUCAAAAGGCUUUCUUUUGCAUCCCAUUCCUAUCGCACUUCCGUGGAUCUCAAGGACAAAUGGCGGAAUCUGCUGAAAGCGAGCUUUUCCCAGACACCUUCGAAGAGAAUGGGAAGCAUGCGAAAACAUGGCUCGACGCCCAUACCAACUCCGAUAUUGUUACGGGUAAGAGAGCUUGCAGAGAAGCAAUCACAGGUUCCAGCCGUAAGCAAGGCGAAGGAUAAAAGAACAGGGUUCCUGUAGGGUUUGGUUGUUGUCUCUUUUUUUGUAGGGAAAGGAAAUGCGUUUGUGGGUAUAUAUGCAACCAAAGUGCGUUUGGAUCCAUCUUUGUCUCCAUUACCAAUAAAAUAAGGGAGCUCCUUUGUAUACUUGAAUACACUACGUACUCGUCUCUUGCUCUUGUGCGAGAAUCUCGUA